Molecule: messenger RNA, 1285 nt
Organism: Xyrauchen texanus (razorback sucker)
Lineage: Eukaryota; Metazoa; Chordata; Actinopteri; Cypriniformes; Catostomidae
Gene: isoc2
Product: isochorismatase domain containing 2
Exons: 7
Coding region: 351-944 (197 amino acids)
Cellular component (GO): cytoplasm
Source: RefSeq, a predicted model, not a curated record
UCAUUAGCGUCUCGAGUACAGCAGCUGUUCCUGGGGUCGUGUGAAUGAAUGAACAUAAGCACGGGUUUUCCGUGCAAGAAAUACACAAAUAUAAACACUGAUUGAACGACGUAUUUGUUGUGUAUCUAACGGCGCCCACUGCCGGAUGAUAAGUUCAUUUGCGUGCUGCUGUCACGCGUGUUGGUGGUGUGUGGUUGACUACUCGUUACCACAUAAACUUGAGCGAGUUUCAACAGUUUUAGAGGAGUUGGUGGUCACUUCCAUAAAGCUCAUCUAGCCACUGUGCAGCGGUGACCUCAACUGUCUUCACUUCUUUGGGGCUCGAUACUCCCCCAUAUUGCAUUGGAAAUAUGGCCAGAAUUGGCAGUCUCUCCACCAAAGGCUCAGUGCUGUUACUGUGUGACAUGCAGGAGAAGUUCAGACCCAGUAUUUUACAGUUCACAAACAUUGUGAGCAAUGCUGCAAGAUUGCUACAGGGAUGUCGAAUCUUGGGCAUCCCCCAGAUUUUGACAGAGCAGUAUCCUAAAGGUUUGGGCCCAACGGUGCCUGAGCUGGGGGCAGAGGGCUUGAAGCCUCAUGCAAAGACUAGUUUUUCCAUGCUGACUGAGAGUGUGGAUAGCUUGCUCAAGAGUCUGGGAGAUCCUCAGCAAGUCAUACUGUGUGGCAUUGAGGCUCAAGCGUGCAUCGCGUGCACAACAUAUGAUCUCCUGGAGCGGGGCAUGGAGGUUCAUAUUGUUGCAGAUGCCGUCUCCUCUCGAAGUCAGACAGAUCGGCUUUUUGCGCUGUCACGACUGAAGCAGAGUGGGGCGUUUCUCACCACCACAGAAGGAGCUUUAUUGCAACUAGUGCAGGAUGCCAAGCACCCCAGCUUUAAAGAGAUCCAGAAGCUGUUGGCUCACCCCUCCCCUGAUACAGGCCUACUGGCCUUCUUCAGCUCUCUGUAGGGCCACUCACACACCACACCCUAUAGACGUGAUUACAUAAAUUACUGUAACUCAGCACAAACUGCUCUCUGUCUUGUUGGACUCCUAUGAACUAUGCAUUUACAUGUUCAGAUAUUCAAACAAUGAAACACGUAUUUACAUUUUUCAAAUCACUGUUUUCAUGUAAUUACUUGUCAGUAAUCACUAUUUAGGAAUCUAAAAAGAGUUAAAAGAGUUCAAAUUAAGAGUACAUUUCUAUUGUAUUCUGUACAUGCAAUACAUGCAAUACAUGCAACAAAGAAAAUAAAGCUUCUUGUACCAUAAUAGUAACUUCAUGUUUGUUAAUACAUAUGGUGUGAAUA